Anthostomella pinea is the source of this 1398-nucleotide messenger RNA. Lineage: Eukaryota; Fungi; Ascomycota; Sordariomycetes; Xylariales; Xylariaceae. The record is from the annotation of a GenBank genome assembly.
AUGCAUCUCAGCUUUACGUCGAUAGUUGGCUUGUUGAGCUGUUUGGUCCACUCAGUCAUCGCCAUAGAGGUCGACUUUACUAAUCAUGACUCGAUAAAAUCCGCCGCCAGCACGGUGGCGUACGGAUUGGUGAAAUAUUACACAGGAAACAACACCGGCGAUGUCGCUGGAAACCUGCCAGAUCCGUACUACUGGUGGGAAUGCGGAGCCAUGUUUGGCACUUUGGUAGACUACUGGGCGUUCACGGGCGAUGAGUCGUACAACGCCAUCACGAAGCAGGCUCUCGUGCACCAGAGCGGUACCGACGGCGACUUCAUGCCCGACAACCAGACCAAGAGCGAGGGCAACGACGACCAGGGGUUCUGGGCCCUGGCGGCCAUGACGGCGGCCGAGAACAACUUCACGAACCCGGACUCGAGCGUGCCGGGCUGGCUGGCGAUGGCCCAGGCCGUCUACAACGAGUACGUCGAGCGCUGGAACGAGGCCAGAGACACGUGCGGCGGCGGCAUGCGCUGGCAGAUCUUCACCUUCAACAACGGGUACAACUACAAGAACUCGGUGUCCAACGGCUGCUUCUUCAACAUCGCGUCGCGCCUGGCCCGGUACACGGGCAACGAGACGUACGCCGACUGGGCGACCAAGAUCUUCGAGUGGGAGAUGGGCGUCGGCUUCAUCAACGACGACUACAACGUCCUCGACGGCGCUGGCAACCAGGGCACGGCGAACUGCACUGGGAUCAACGCGGCGCAGUUCACGUACAACGCGGGACUCUUCAUGCACGGCGCCGCCCACAUGUACAACCACACCAACGGUGACGCCGCGUGGAAGACGCGCGUGGACGGCCUCGUGAAGUCCGCCUCGACGGUCUUUUUCGAAAACAGCAUCUUAUGGGAGCCGGCGUGUGAAAAGACGGACUCAGGCUGCAACACCGACCAGCAGGCCUUCAAAGGUCAUCUGGCGCGCUGGAUGGCGCUGACGACCAUCAUCGCCCCCUUCACCGCCGACACCAUCACGCCGCUGCUGAAACUGACCGCCACGGCCGCCGCGCAGCAGUGUUCCGGGCAGAGCGCCGCCAAGUUCCAGGGCCCGGCCGGGACGGCCUGCGGAUUCAGCUGGCUGAAACAGGGCAGCUUCGACGGCAUCACCGGCGUCGGCGAGCAGAUGAGCGCGCUUCAGGCCAUCAUGGGGACGCUGGCUGAUGUCGCGCCUGCCCCGUACACGUCGGACAACGGCGGUACCUCGCAGGGUAACGCGAAUGCGGGUGCGUCCGAUUCGAGCAAGAUCUCACAGCCGAAGAAGAUCACAACUGGAGACCGUGCCGGGGCGGGCAUCUUGACGGCUCUGGUGCUGGGAGGGCUGAUGUAUGGUCUGUAUUUUGUUAUGACCGAGAAGGACUAG